Molecule: messenger RNA, 1267 nt
Organism: Periconia digitata
Lineage: Eukaryota; Fungi; Ascomycota; Dothideomycetes; Pleosporales; Periconiaceae
Source: the annotation of a GenBank genome assembly
UUCCUUCCACAUGCUGAACCAGUCCUACGAUGAGAUCGCGCAUCUUCAAGUCGCAGGCUUCGGUGACAACAUGGGUGAUUUGCACGAGUUUUACAUUACCGAGGACGACACUGCGUUGGUAGCUAUCUACCAUCCGAUCCCGUGGGAUUUGACCUCCAUGGGCGGCAUUGAGGAUGGAUGGUUGAUGGACAGCUCGUUUCAGGAGCUCGACAUUGAAACAGGUGAUUUGAUCUUCGAAUGGAACGCAACCGAUCACGUUGGUGUCAAUGAAACAUAUGUUUCACUUGCGCCUGAUGAUGACUUUGGACGCUCCGCAGAAUUGGCCUGGGAUUGGUUCCACAUCAACUCUGUUAUGAAAGAUGAAAAUGGCGAUUACAUCAUCUCCGGGCGCACCAUGAGCUGCGUCUACAAGAUCUCGGGUGAAGACGGUCACAUCAUCUGGCGCCUGCACGGCAAGAGAUCUGAUUUCGAGUUCGAGUCGUCAGAUGCCGAGUUCCACUUCCAGCACGAUGCCCGGUGGUUGAACGAAAAGCAGACGCGCAUGACUGUAUGGGACAACGGUGACCCUCAAGCCGAUGUAUCCGUGUCUCGCGGCCUUCUCCUAGAUAUCGACCAGGACGCCAGAACCGCAAGCCUCGUUCAAGAUUUCACCAACGAGAACCGAACCUUUGGCGAAUUCAUGGGAAGUGUGCAGGCAAUCGACGCCUCCAACGAAACGACAAACUUCAUGCUCGGAUUCGGCAGCGAGCCAUAUUUCGCAGAAGUCGACCGUGACGACAACGUCCUUCUGAGCGUCCAGCUGGCCCAGAGCGACGUAACCAGCUACCGCAUUUACAAGCAGCAGUGGCAGGGCAAACCUUCCACCGAUCCAGACAUGUUCUGGAACGGUUCGCACGUCUAUCUGUCAUGGAACGGCGCUACGGACGUGGAGACAUGGGAGGUUUACACUGGUGCGAACGAGACCAGUGAUAUGAAUUCGUGGACGAGGAUCGCGUCUGCAAGGCGCACUGGCUUCGAGACGACCAUCGACAUCGCUGAUGUGGAUAACAUGGAUACCUAUGUGCGCGGAAAAGCGCUGAACAGCGAUGGCGACGAACUGGGACGGACGAAGGUUAGUGGUGAUGGCGAGCCGAAUCAGAGAAGCAGUACCGACGAUGACGGGGAAGAGUCUGGGGGGGAUGAGAGUGGAGCGGCUAGUAUGGCUGAUGGAAGGACUGCCGGCAUGUACUUUUCCGUUCUUCUGGUAGUGGGGAGUGUCUUGAUAUGA